Molecule: messenger RNA, 2777 nt
Organism: Erpetoichthys calabaricus (reedfish)
Lineage: Eukaryota; Metazoa; Chordata; Cladistia; Polypteriformes; Polypteridae
Gene: pbx2
Product: pre-B-cell leukemia homeobox 2
Exons: 9
Coding region: 236-1519 (427 amino acids)
Biological process (GO): neuron development; brain development; embryonic organ development
Cellular component (GO): nucleus
Molecular function (GO): DNA-binding transcription factor activity, RNA polymerase II-specific; RNA polymerase II cis-regulatory region sequence-specific DNA binding
Source: RefSeq, a predicted model, not a curated record
CUCAGCUCAGGCGCUCCGAGCGGCAGUCCCACUUCCCGUGAGGAAUCGCUAAUUCACAGCGCCCUGCUACGACUCCUACCCUUUUCCUCCAGAUCCCCCUCCCUCUUAUUUCUGUCCUCCUUCUCCUCCUCCUUCUUCUCCUCCCCCGCGGAGAGAGCUGCCUCUACGGCUCCAGCCUCCGUCGGCUCUCCAGUUACUCACCUCGGCGGCGGCAGCGCAGCGGCGCAAAGCCAGCAUGUUACAACAACAGCAGCAAACAACGGCGGCGGGAUCGCGAAAUGGGCCCGGCGUGCGAGAGCCAAGCCUGGCGGCUCACCCGUCCAUGCACCCCAUGAACCCCGCACACCUCCAGUCGCCCUCGCACCACUCGGGAAACCUGCACGAGAACGGGGCCGAGACUCGGAGGGACAUCGGCGACAUCCUGCAGCAGAUCAUGACCAUCACCGACCAGAGCUUGGACGAAGCGCAAGCAAAAAAGCAUGCUUUAAAUUGCCACCGGAUGAAACCUGCUCUGUUCAGCGUUUUAUGCGAAAUCAAAGAGAAAACCGGCUUAUCUGUACGAAGCAACCAAGAUGAGGAGCCUGUUGAUCCACAGCUUGUCCGACUAGACAACAUGUUACUAGCUGAAGGUGUGGCUGGGCCAGAGAAAGGGGGUGGAGCUGCAGCAGCGGUCUCUGCUGCAACAUCCUCUGGUGGGGUAUCACCUGAUAAUUCCAUGGAACAUUCCGAUUAUCGUAGCAAACUGAGCCAGAUCCGACACAUUUACCAUGCAGAGCUGGAGAAAUAUGAACAAGCAUGCAAUGAGUUCACAACACAUGUAAUGAAUCUGUUACGAGAGCAGUCCCGCACAAGACCGGUGUCACCUAAAGAAAUAGAGAGAAUGGUAACCAUCAUCCACAGGAAGUUCAGCAGUAUUCAGAUGCAGCUCAAGCAGAGCACAUGUGAGGCUGUGAUGAUUCUCCGCUCGCGUUUCCUGGAUGCAAGGCGAAAAAGGCGAAAUUUCAGUAAGCAGGCAACAGAGGUUCUAAAUGAGUAUUUCUACUCUCAUUUGAGCAACCCAUACCCCAGUGAGGAAGCCAAAGAGGAACUUGCAAAGCAGUGUGGUAUCACAGUGUCCCAGGUGUCAAAUUGGUUUGGCAACAAGAGAAUCCGUUAUAAGAAAAACAUCAGCAAGUUUCAGGAGGAGGCUAACAUCUAUGCAGUGAAGACUGCUAUUGGAGCAACACAGGGUGGUGAUUCCCCUGGCACCCCCACAUCUGCAGGUUCAGGUGGCUCUUUCAACGUUUCGGGCUCUAGUGAUAUGUUCAUGGGGAUGCAAGGAUUAAAUGGGGACUCAUACCCAGCAUCACAAGCAGAGUCUCUUGGUCAGGCUGUUGCUCCUGGUGGCUACACAGACAGACUGAGCGCAAGUCGACUUUACAGCCCCCGAGAGGUCAGGGCCAAUGGAGGCUGGCAGGAUGCGGCCACGCCCACUUCUCUGACAUCACCAGGAAGUGAUCACUCUGACAACUCCAACUAGCUGCCCCUUACCUCCAGUUGGCUUGGAGUGCAUUUUAUAUUUGGGGUUGGGGGCAGAAUGUGUAUUAUUUUUGAUUUUUUUUUUUUGUUUGUUUGUUUGUUUCUUUUCCUUGUUUUCAGCUUUAGACCAAUAGAAAAAAAAAAAGCGAGAACGAACGAGAGAGAGAGAGAGAGAGAGGGAGAGCACUCAAAUUGUUCCUUUUUAAGUGUUGACCUUUUCAAACUGCCACAUGUGAAGAGACGAUAUGUAUCUUGUGCAUAAAUGACCUGCUGUUCCAUCUCGGCUUUCAAUUUUCAGCCCUCUUUAAAAAGCAGGGGUGCAUUUAAUUGUUAACUACUGUACUCGCAUUGUCUGUUGUUAAUUGACAAUUGUUUUAAAAAAAAAAAAAAAAAAGUAGAGGAGCUCAUUUUGUUCAAUGGAAAAUUAGCAAUGAGAUGGAUCUGCUCUUUUCGUCUCUCUGUAGCCUGAGUCAUUGUGCGAGAGCCCUUGUGUGUAUGAGAUGUAGUUUUGUAAAUACAAUAGUGUUUGGGACAGAGGAAGCACAGUACUACCAUGUCUGUAGCCUCAGUAACGAGAUUUCUUCUCCAGUACUUAUUACCUCAAAUCAGCUCAUCCAAAAUGACAGACCGGGGUGUUUAACUAUCCAGAGUGCCAACUUCUCACAGAUGAAAACACUGAUUUGUUCCUUUAGUUAAUUUAAUUUUUUAAGACCCUUGUACUAGCCAAGUGAAUUAUAUACUCCAGUUUAGUGUCGCUUCAAAAUUAGUUACUAAAGUGUUUAUUUAAUGGCUGUUUAGGAGUGAGGGCCUGCUAUUCCCACAUUUUUAUGAUUUUUUUUUUUGUUCUCAAAUUAAAGGGUAGCUAAUUGAUUAAAUGUGUUAAAAUAUUUUAAGAUUGCAGAGCAGCGUUACACAUAUACAUGAGAUCAAGUAGUGAAAUCUUAACUCUAUGAUUAGUUUGUUACAAUAUUAAAGAAUAUUUUACUUUUAUGUAUUUUCUUCCUAGACGCCUAUGCCAAUUUAUGUAUUUGAGUGCCAUUUUCUUUCUGAGAAUGGGCAACUAUUGGAGAGUUUUAACACUUGUAACCAAGUUUGGGGUCUGUUGUGCAAUUUCUCUGUGUGCGGAUGUGUGCGUGUGCGUGUGCAUGCAUGUGAGUGUGAUACUGUGAUCACACAAUGACAUCUUGUCUGACAGUGUGCUGAUGACAUCCUGUACAGUUCUACCUCCAAGUAGCUGAAAUAAACUCACUUUUCAACAA